This is a messenger RNA of Oikopleura dioica, 441 nucleotides long. The record is from the annotation of a GenBank genome assembly. Lineage: Eukaryota; Metazoa; Chordata; Appendicularia; Copelata; Oikopleuridae.
AUGACGCUCAGCGAGCGACUAGCAAGAAUUUAUCUGGGAAGGAAACUCAGCGGAGCUUCAUCGAAAAAGGAAAAAAUGAGUAGCAGGGAGAAGUCCACGCCGAUUCAGACGCCGACAAUUUACUCGGAAAUAGACGAUGAAAAGUCAGACUCUGUUUUGAUGUCGUCGCAGUCAGAAGCUUCUUCGGUCCGUUCAGUGACUCCGAAAACUUCGCUGGAUCAGUCGCUUAGGACUAUUCCUCAGGACUCCUUCGUGACGGACGGGAGAAGCAGGACAAAAACGACGCAUCGAACGCUACGACAUCCGCUCUUGCUAAUCUGGGCGAGUCGUUGUCCUCUUUUGCAACUCGAGUAUUUUUGCAGAUGUCACCAUCAGAAUAGGCUCACAGACGUUCGAUGCACACCGGAUUGUUCUUGCCUCGCAAAGCUCAACAUUUCGUAA